Messenger RNA from Hylaeus anthracinus, 2491 nucleotides. It is a transcript of the gene Etf-QO, whose product is annotated as electron transfer flavoprotein-ubiquinone oxidoreductase, mitochondrial. Gene Ontology annotation, biological process: electron transport chain. NCBI's taxonomy places the organism in Eukaryota, Metazoa, Arthropoda, Insecta, Hymenoptera, Colletidae. Gene Ontology annotation, molecular function: iron-sulfur cluster binding; electron-transferring-flavoprotein dehydrogenase activity. Gene Ontology annotation, cellular component: mitochondrial inner membrane. The transcript is spliced from 8 exons. The record is from RefSeq and is a predicted model, not a curated record. Bases 121 to 1941 code for a protein of 606 amino acids.
CUGACUCUAACCUGAAAAUACAAAGACUGGAACGUCAAAGAUUCCAACAAAAGUUUCGCUACUGUAAAACUACUGUGUGGUUCACAGUGGUUCAUUGUUGACGUGAAGUGACGUAAAGUUAUGGUUCGAGCGAUAUUUUACACAUCGAAUAGUCUACAGAGAUGGCAAUGGAUUUUCCAAAGAGCCUAUUCGCAAGAAAAAUUUCCAAAAAUUACAACGCAUUACACGGUUGUACCCAGAGAAACAGAUUCGAGAUGGAAAGAUAUAAACAUGGAACGAUAUGUAGAUGAAACAGACAUCUUGAUCGUUGGAGGUGGUCCAGCUGGACUAUCAGCAGCGAUUCAAGCACGAAAGCUAGCAGAGACCUAUGGAAAAGAGCUUCGAGUUACACUUGUUGAGAAGGCUUCGACAAUGGGAGGUCACAUCCUCAGCGGAGCUUGUAUAGAUCCAAUUGCUCUAAACGAACUGUUCCCAAAUUGGAAGGAACUGGGUGCACCACUAAAAACUCCUGUUACCAAAGACAAAUUUGCAUUUCUCACUGAAAAGGGCAGGAUAACGAUACCAAUUAUGAAAGGAAUGCCGAUGUACAAUCAUGGAAACUAUGUAGUCAGAUUGGGCCAUGUUGUAGCUUGGCUUGGAGAGCAAGCCGAAGCAGCAGGGGUUGAGCUGUAUCCUGGAUACGCUGCAGCUGAAGUUCUCUACCACGAAGAUGGUUCCGUGAAAGGAAUAGCCACGAAUGAUGUUGGCAUCGCCAAGGAUGGUUCUCCGAAGGACAACUUUGAACGAGGAAUGGAACUCCAUGCAAAGUGCACAAUCUUUGCUGAAGGUUGUCAUGGACAUCUCACGAAACAGAUUUCGAAGAAACUAGACCUUCGAAAGGACUGCGAACCCCAGACUUAUGGCAUAGGAUUAAAGGAGAUCUGGGAAAUUGAUCCGAAGAAGCACAUGCCUGGCACGGUUGAGCAUACAAUUGGUUGGCCAUUGAAUAAGAACACUUACGGUGGUUCUUUCUUGUAUCAUCUCAAUGAAGACACACCACUUAUCGCCAUAGGUUUUGUUAUUGGAUUGGAUUAUUCUAAUCCUUACUUACACCCAUUUAAGGAGUUUCAAAGAUUCAAACAACAUCCCAGUAUUAGGCCUGUUCUUGAAGGAGGAAGCAGAGUAGCGUAUGGCGCAAGAGCUUUAGUAGAAGGGGGCUUUCAAUCCAUUCCUAAACUUCAAUUUCCUGGUGGAUGUCUUAUCGGUUGCACAGCAGGGUUUCUCAACGUUCCCAAAAUUAAAGGAACGCACAAUGCUAUGAAGAGUGGCAUGCUUGCAGCGGAGAGUGCUGUUGAGGCCAUAAUUGACUCAGAGACUAAUCCUUCGUCUACGAAAGGCAUAGAACCAAAGACUUAUACAGAUAAAGUAAAGAAUAGUUGGAUUUAUAAGGAAUUGAAAGCUGUGAGAAACAUGAGGCCAAGCUUCCAUACGAGCCUUGGUGUUUACGGAGGAUUGCUGUAUUCUGGUUUUUCUAUGUUACUUGGGGGAAGGGAGCCUUGGACUUUAUCUCAUGGUGGUCCAGAUUACAAAAGAUUAAAACAGGCAUCUGAAUGCACACCGAUAGAGUAUCCAAAACCUGAUAACGAAGUGUCCUUUGAUUUGUUAUCCUCUGUGGCUCUCACAGGGACAAAUCACGAAGCAGAUCAGCCUCCACAUCUUACAUUAGCUGACGAUACAAUCCCAGUUACAAGAAAUUUAAAGGAAUUUGCUGGUCCGGAAGGUCGAUUCUGUCCUGCCGGUGUUUAUGAAUUCGUACCGCUUGAAUCAGGAUCUGGGGAGAGAUUGCAAAUUAAUGCCCAAAACUGCAUUCAUUGUAAAACAUGUGAUAUAAAGGAUCCAAGUCAAAAUAUCAACUGGGUUGUUCCAGAAGGUGGAGGUGGCCCAGCUUACAAUGGAAUGUAAAUUUUGUUUGGAAACUGGUUUCUAUAACGUUAUACAUAUGCAAAUUAUAUUUUUUUACAAUAAUUGAAAUAUGUAUCUGUUGAGUGAAAGAUGUAGUAAGAUUGAAACUAUUUUUCUAUUGUAAAAUAUUAUACAAGAAAAUAUACACUCGAAUUGGUGCUGCGAAUAGGUAUAAAUAAUACUAAUUGGAAUUUGUAAUAUUUUUAUAUAUGAUUUGUUAUUGAAUUUAUAAAUAAUCUAUGCUGUCGAGAUAAAAAUAUUGAUAAUUGGAAUUUUUCAUAUUUUUAUAUAUGAUUCAUUAUUGAAUUUAUAAAUAAUCUAUGUAACUGUUGCGUGAAAAUUAUGAACAAUUUAUGAUGGUUAUUUAAAGGAAUGAAUAACUUCACUUUGCAAAGAAUGUACAGUAAGCCUAUGUUAACUCUGGCAAUUAUGAGGAAUAUAUCUUUACUCGUGAAAAAGAUAUUUUAUAGUAUACAAAUAUAGAAUAUAUUUAUUUUGCAAUUUUUAUUAUAUGCAAAACUUAAAAUACAGAAUACUUUUUUUGCAAAAU